GCAGAACCAAAGCCAGAAAUCCAUCCGUGUCAGUUCUGCUUUUGCACCUUCUCCAGUCAGAAGUUCCUCAGUUGCCACAUGAAAUAUAGUCAUCCCUCUCAUAUCCUCCCAGGAACGUCUGCAAGAAAGCACCUCCCACCUAAGAAUUCCUAUCCACAUGACCAGAAGCAAUGGCAACAGCAUUCUAAUCCAUACGGUGACGAAACAAGGAAUGCCAUGCUUAAAAGUCAGAAGCAAACAGAGAGCUCCAUUCCUUCGCCUAAGAAGACGACGCUGAAAGGAAUUUCAACAUCCCUCUCCCAGCUAUUUUGCAGUGAAAUCGUGAGCUCUGAUCCACUGAAGGAACUGGAGGAAGAAAUGAACCCAAGCCAGAAAGUCAACGCAAAGGACGCAGAUAGUGUAUUUCCAGGGAGAGAAAUGGCCCAAAUUUUAGAAGACAAUCACGCAAGAGCUAGGCACGAUUUCAGUGAUGACUCAGAUCUCAUCAUACACCGGAGGACAGACACAGGGGAGAAGCUGUAUGUUUGCAGAGACUGUGGGCAAGGCUUCAGCCGGAGGUCCAAUCUCAUCAUCCACCUGAGGAUACACACAGGGGAGAAGCCGUAUGUGUGCGCAGAAUGUGGGCGAGGUUUCAUCGACAUAUCGAGCCUCGUGAGGCACCAGAGGUCACACACGGGGGAGAAGCCCCAUAUUUGCAUGGAGUGUCGUCGAGGCUUCAGCCAGAGGUCUCACCUCAUCAUUCACCAAAGAAUACACACUGGGGAGAGGCCCUAUGUUUGCGGGGAGUGUGGACGAGGCUUCAGCCAGAUGUCCAGCCUCAUCAUACACCAGAGAAUACACACAGGGGAGAAGCCGCAUCUCUGCAGAGAGUGCGGGCGAGGCUUCAGUCGGAGUUCCAAUCUCAUCACGCACCUCAGGACGCACACCGGGGAGAAGCCGCACAUCUGCAAGGAGUGCGGGCGAGGCUUCAGCGACAAGUCGGGUCUCCUCAGGCACAAGAAGACGCACUCGGAGGAGAAGCCGCACAUCUGCACCGACUGCGGGAAAGGCUUCAGCCAGAGGGCCAACCUCAUCAGGCACCAGAUGACGCACACAGGGGAGAAGCCGCACGUCUGCAGGGACUGUGGGAGACGCUUCAGUGAGAGGGCGCAACUGGUCAUCCACCAGAGGACACACACUGGGGAGAAGCCCCAUGUUUGCAGGGAGUGUGGACGAGGCUUCAGUCAGAGGUCAGCUCUGGUAGGCCACCAGAGGACACACACAGGGGAAAAGCCCCAUGUGUGCAAAGAGUGUGGGCGAGCCUUCAUUCGGAGGGCACAGCUGGUCAUCCACCAGAGGACACACACGGGGGAGAAGCCCCAUAUUUGCAGGGAGUGUGAGCGAGGCUUCAGAGAUCUGUCCAGUCUCAUCAAGCACAAGUGGACACACACAGGGGAAAAGCCCCACGUCUGCGGAGAGUGUGGACGAGGCUUCAGCCAGAUGUCGCAUCUGCUCAUCCACCAGAGGACGCACACGGGGGAGAAGCCGCACGUUUGUAGAACAUGUGGACGCAGCUUCAACUUGAAGUCAGAUUUCCUCAGACACCAGAGGACACACACAGGAGAGAAGCCGUAUGUUUGCGAGGAGUGUGGGCGAGGCUUCAGCCAGAGGUUUAAUCUCAGCACACACCAGAAAACGCACACCGGGGACAAGUCCCAUGUCUGCGGGGAGUGUGGACGAGGCUUCAGUCAGAGGUCACAUCUCCUCGCACACCAGAGAACGCACACAGGGGAGAAGAAGCCUAUAUAUGCAAGGAGUGUCGGUGAGGCUUCAGAAAUCGGUCAAAUCUCAUGA
Messenger RNA from Suncus etruscus (white-toothed pygmy shrew), 1833 nucleotides. Its product is annotated as histone-lysine N-methyltransferase PRDM9-like. Gene Ontology annotation, biological process: regulation of transcription by RNA polymerase II. Gene Ontology annotation, molecular function: DNA-binding transcription factor activity; RNA polymerase II cis-regulatory region sequence-specific DNA binding. The record is from RefSeq and is a predicted model, not a curated record. Lineage: Eukaryota; Metazoa; Chordata; Mammalia; Eulipotyphla; Soricidae. The transcript has 2 exons. Bases 79 to 1833 code for a protein of 584 amino acids.